Messenger RNA from Plasmodium knowlesi strain H, 243 nucleotides. Its product is annotated as conserved Plasmodium protein, unknown function. Bases 1 to 243 code for a protein of 80 amino acids. The transcript has 2 exons. The record is from RefSeq and is a predicted model, not a curated record. NCBI's taxonomy places the organism in Eukaryota, Apicomplexa, Aconoidasida, Haemosporida, Plasmodiidae.
AUGAGUGAUGAAAAUGAACAACGCAAAGAGGAGCUCAUCCAAGAAAUGAAUGAGUACAAAAACAACAGCAAGAAGUUCCCAGAUUUCCUGAGAAGUUACGUAAAGGAAAAUAUAUCUGAUCAGCAGCUAGCAGAAAGAUUUUUAAAAGAAUUCGAUGAUUCCUACUUAAAGAUUAUGAAUCUUGAUGAACUGGAGCUUCUUUGCUCGUUUAUCCUGAAGAAGAGAAACAUCCAAGUGAAGUAG